Molecule: messenger RNA, 1055 nt
Organism: Aspergillus saccharolyticus JOP 1030-1
Lineage: Eukaryota; Fungi; Ascomycota; Eurotiomycetes; Eurotiales; Aspergillaceae
Exons: 5
Coding region: 64-972 (302 amino acids)
Molecular function (GO): oxidoreductase activity
Source: RefSeq, a predicted model, not a curated record
CUCCUUUGGCCUUUCAUUUUACCUCUUUUCUAUCCAGCUAGCGUGAGGCGUAGAAUUGCUAUUAUGGCCACAGACGUUGAAGCAAAAUUGACAUACCUGGAAUGGCAACCCAGUUAUACUCAUACUCGUCCAUAUCGCAUCGGUCGGAUUACGGGACGAAGGAGGCCAAAAUGGCAACGCGACGACCAAACGACAAACCUAGUCUUUCGCGAGGCAGAUCAGACAGAGAUCAUCAGAGACGUGAGAGAAUUGGCCGACAAUCCUCCAUUCAGUCUAGAAAUCACUGGCUUUGCAUACAUACGAUGUCCCACACCGACUCUUACAAGAGCUCAUGAGUACUCAGAUCCCAACAACAUACAAAAUGUUUUCUUGCCGGAAUGCGAAGCCAUCCUGAGAGGGGCAGUUGAGGGAGCAGAGACUGUCAUGAUAUUCGACUGGAAAAUCAGGAAGAGAAAAAGCGCAAAGGAGCGACGGACGCGGAAUCCGAACUUGCAGGGGUUUGCCCGGCAGGUUCAUAUCGAUACCCUUCUUACUCGGGACAAGAAUGCUACUCCUAUCAUGGAACGCAUUCGAAAGCACCUCUCCGAAGAGUCACAAUACCUUCUUUCUGGGCGAAUUCAGUUGAUAAAUCUUUGGCGACCCAUCACCGGACCGGUCGAAGAUCAGCCUAUUGCAGUGUGUGACGGACGGAGCGUGGACUCCUCGAAACUGAUUGAGACCGACAUGACCCAAGGUGAAUAUACUGGCACUAUGCUCUACCCACAAUAUGAGCCGAAUGGGAGCUGUCAAUGGUACUAUAUGAGUAGCCAAGAGGCAGAAGAUGUACUCCUCUUCAAGGGUUUUGACACGAAUGAGGACAGCGUCAAAUAUACUCCUCAUACGUCAUUUGUUCCCCGGAGGAAUCCGAAGAUAGUCCCGCCUUCUCGGGUGAGUGUCGAAGUGAGAGCAUUGGUCUUUUCGCCCCCGAGCUGAAAGAAUACCUGGGCCUGGCUUUUUUCCCAGGCGGACAUCUCCGGCACAGCUGUGAGUUUAGCGCACCCUGGACGAGAGCGGCU